AUGGAAAGUUUAAAAUCAAUUAAUAAUUUAAACGAUUUAUAUAAUCAAGUUGUUGUUGAAAGAAAUCCAGUUAUUAUCGGUACAGCCAUUUUUGGUUUAGUUUUUACCAUUUUCAUUUUAAUUAAAAUCAGAUUAAUGAGAUGCAUUAAAUUAGAUACCAAAGUUUUACACGAAUGUACUAAAAAAGGUGUUGGAUUACCAAUUGAUCAAGCUUUCGAAGUUAUUCACAAAGAAUUAAUCAAACAUUACCCACAAUUCAUUGCUGCUAAACGUAAUUGGUUAUUAUUUAAUGGUGGUGGUGCUAUGGGUCAAAUGUGUGUUUUACAUGCUUCAUUAAGUGAAUAUUUAAUCUUUUAUGGUACCCCAUUAUACAGUCAAGGUCACAGUGGUCGUUAUUUAAUGGAUGUCUACGAUUUCAUGAUUCAAGGUGAAACUAAACAAUUCUUCCCAGGUUACUUCAAACCAAUUAAUUUCCCAGCUGGUCAAUACUCUUAUCUUCCAAUGAUGGUUGCUAAAGGUUAUUGUUGCGAACGUGAAAGUUACAUGUUAGAAUAUGGUCGUGGUAUUAUCCCAUUAGCUUUACCAUACUUUUUAUGCUCAUCAAUUUUUGUCACUUUAGAUAUUAUCCCAUGGUUACAAGCCGUUUACUUUGUUGGUUGGGAAGUUACUAAAAAUUUACUCUUCAGAAGAAAGAUUUAA
This is a messenger RNA of Dictyostelium purpureum, 699 nucleotides long. RefSeq lists its product as uncharacterized. The transcript has a single exon. The record is from RefSeq and is a predicted model, not a curated record. The coding region runs from base 1 to 699 and encodes 232 amino acids. Gene Ontology annotation, cellular component: endoplasmic reticulum. NCBI's taxonomy places the organism in Eukaryota, Evosea, Eumycetozoa, Dictyosteliales, Dictyosteliaceae.